GACGCACUUUCUGGGUAUCAGUCGCCAUUCGGAGCUUUAUUUUUCGCACGACUUGGCGAUGAAAGAAAUGCGCUAGUCGUCUCUCACUGCAUUACUAUUGCUUGUGAAACGCUUGAACAGGAACGAUGCAAGUUGGAUAAUGAAAGAUAAUAUCUUGUCGGAGUGCACAUGUCGAAACCGAGACCCAGUAGGUAACACUUGCAAUCAAUCUCUAUCAACCGUUCUCAAGUGAAUCAAAACCUUCUACUCUAAACGGAGAGGGGAUUAGCGCGCCAGCCUUGAUCAUUUGAUAUUCAAUAUCAACAAUUUAUCGUUUCACAAUCCGACGACACAACGGACGAUAACACAAGACAUCAUUGGCACAUCGCUGUGCAUCACAAUACUCCGAGAACCGAUCAAUAGACAUAGAAGGAACGAUCCAAGUGGUCGUCGAUCUCAACAAUGAAUGGACUUUCCGCCGCGAUGAAUCAGCAUCAAUUGUCGGCAUUCCUCUUGCUUUGUUUUUCCUUCAUGUUCGCUGUUGGUAAUGCUACCACGAGCAUAUACAGCGGAGCAAUAAGUACGAGUAGUAGUGCAUCUGCAGCAUCCAAUCUUGACCUGCAACAGCCACCGAUACAACGAGAAUUACAAAGACCUACACUAGUGGAAGCCGGAGCCUGCAUACCGCCGGAAGUUAUUCGGGCCAUUCACCUGGAUCCAUCGGACGAUCGUCUCCCUUUGGCGAGUGGGGGUGAGAUCCAAACCAAGUGCUACAACGAACGAAAUUCGUGUGGAUAUAACGACAGUACGUCACCUUCUGCCUGCUGUCGCGUCUCAUAUGAAGCAGGAUGGGUGGUCUGCGAUGCCUACAACGCCUUUGAUCACAUGCCCUGUGUGUGCAACGACAACACCGAUGGUUCGCCAACGCCCAAACCUACAACUCUGGCGCCAACGACCCUGGAACCCACAAGGGCUCCCAUCAAAGAUCCAACUAUGGACCCUACAAUAGCACCUACUACAAGUAAGCCCACGAAGGAGCCCACGAAGGAGCCUACGAAGGAUCCCACGAAGAAGCCAACGAAGAAGCCAACGAAGGCGCCGACGGAGGAGCCCACGAAGGAGCCAACUGAUCCGCCAACGGAUUCUCUAACAACGAAGAAACCAACGACGAAACCCACCAAGCCGCCGGUCGUUUCUUCUACUAAUCCUCCCACAACCAAACCAACGUCGGCACCGACCCUUGCUCCAACGACAGAGAAAAAGUCUCCUACUACAAAACCAACUGUGUCUCUUUACUAUUCCACCGAAGAGAAAUAUGACAAUGACUUGCAGGCGACGAUCCGACAAUCACAGUGCAACGAAGCUCCACCGGUUAUUGAAUUUGUUCAGGCAGCCACUUUCGUGUAUCGCUACGAAGUAACUCUAUCCACUGAAGAUGCUGCUUCCGCCGCAGUUGCUAUCAACACGGACGAUUCCAAAAUGCAGGAGGUUUCGGACUUUUGGACAAGGGAACUUCACGAUGAAUUGGCGGCAGAGUUUUUAGUAUGUGGCAGGGGUGUGGACUAUCCGUACCAGAACGAUGCCGUUUGGAUCUUGCAAUCUAAAACCCACGAAGUUGAAGAUGGAGCUGAGUGCAGUAGUGGUACCGGCUCCUUGUUGUCUUCCCAAUCAGGAAUCUCCGUUGAAAAACGAGGUAACGGCGAUGCGGACGAAGGCAGCAACGACGACUCAAGUCAAAAUUGUAUUGUGAUGAAGGCAGUGUCGCGGAUCUUUGCCUAUGAAUCUCCCGUUGGGAAAAAGACCAACAAGCAGCUUUGGUCGGACGCGAAUGACUAUGACAAUGGUCCGGUUGCCAAAAACUUUGCAGAAGAUGCCAUCGACUUUUUGGAGUUUGUGCUACGCGAAGGUGGACCCGAAAAUUCCAACGUUUUGGACGUCUCCUUCCAGGGCGGUGAGCUUGUGGUAGACGGAGAUGGUGCAGGUAACGGGGAGGAAGAAGUGACGGACGAAAAGGAACAAGACGACAAUGAAAGCAACGAGGAUAGCGCCACCAAUCAAGAGACUGCCACCAACGGUUCAGAGGUUGGUAACGACGAAGCUGACAGCAACAGUGGCGGCUUUUCCAUAGAUGAAAACGGAAAUUCUGCGAUUGACAACACGGCCGUUGGAAUCGAGGGUAGCAUGGCUUCCAACAACAACGAGAAACGAGGGUUGACGCCACCCAUCAUCGCAACGAUUGCUGUUGCGUCGGGAUUUGUGCUCUUGUUGAUAUUGAUGGGUGUCAGCCUCAACCGCCGUAACAAAAACAGGCAAAGAGAGGAGGAUGAAGAAUAUCUGCGUGAGAUGGAGGCGAAUCGAAAGGGCUUGCCAAUGCAAUAUGCCAUGGGCGCAAUUCACCACCUCGACUUGUCCGAUUCAGACGAUGGCGACGAGCCGGGUCCAAUCGUCCGUAGCGAGCUGGACCUUGAAGAAAACUACGGCAAAUACCAAACUUCCGCGGGUCCGAGCGUUGGCGAUGACGUACAAUCCCACUUCAAUUUUUCUGGCGUCGUUCGAAGUCCUUCCUCGCGCCAACGAUCACAGAUGGGUCCGCUGGGCAUGUCGGACGAGUUUUUGGAUGGUCAAAGCAUUGCUACGACGCAGACCGAUGGACGAAGAGGGAAUCAUCGGGCUGCGGGACCAAAGCGAUCGUCUUCAUUGCCAUCUUCGAGUCUUCCUUCUCCUCUGCAACACACAUCUCCUCGGUCCUACAACUUGCGGGACACGGUGAAACUAUGAAGGGGGGCAGCAGUACUGUGGAAAUGGAUCGUUGGAUCGAUUCCUCCGUAGAAAGAAAGCGACCAAAACCUACAGAAACAAGUGAUGGCAACUCGAGCCAAUGGGAGAAACUGCGCACAACAUAUAUUUUUUUCUUGCGUUGUUGUUUCGUUGUUGGGUGCCAUGCACCUCUGUGGUCGGCACUCUCAAUGUUGUUACCAUAUGCAUUUAUACCAAGCAUGUGUAGUACGCAUGAAGCCCCAUUUGCUAAGAGCCCGGCCGCACAUACAUUAUCCGUCUAUAUGUUAUUAUGGGCAAAACUCAUAAUUUAUAACAGCUUCAGUAAAAAUAGAGGUCAAAACAAUAUUACAGUAUUAUUAUUUUCAAAUUACUGUAAUACAGUAAGUGUUUCAUU
Messenger RNA from Pseudo-nitzschia multistriata, 3151 nucleotides. The record is from the annotation of a GenBank genome assembly. NCBI's taxonomy places the organism in Eukaryota, Bacillariophyta, Bacillariophyceae, Bacillariales, Bacillariaceae.